Messenger RNA from Mytilus trossulus (common blue mussel), 2263 nucleotides. RefSeq lists its product as uncharacterized. The record is from RefSeq and is a predicted model, not a curated record. Bases 91 to 762 code for a protein of 223 amino acids. NCBI's taxonomy places the organism in Eukaryota, Metazoa, Mollusca, Bivalvia, Mytilida, Mytilidae. The transcript has 4 exons.
AUCUAAUUUUUAUGUACUUCCGGUUUAUUUUUGUAAAUGGAGAAGUAGGUUACGCAAAUUGGCGGUUUGUUAAAAAGAAAGUAAGUCAACAUGUCGGAUACCAAUAUUAAAAAUAGAAUGGACACGUUAAGAAAAUCAUUUAGACUUCCCUGGAAAACAGGAAAGAGAUACAAUGUACUGGAAGGGAAGGAAAACACAUACUUCAACACACCAAAACCAUCGCAUAGACGACUAAGUUCAGACGGGCAGAUACAAAACAUUCAACAAAAUAACAAGGAAAGUCGCUUCAAAAGAAAUACAAGUCUUACAAGAUCAGUUCGAGACGCUGUUGGGACAAUAAAACAGAAAUUCCGAUCAUCAACACGACAGAGGAAAAGGUUACGAGAUGAUAAACCAACAACUCCUCUACGUAAGACAAAGAAAACAACACAGAGUGCAGGGAAAUCAGCCAAUCAGAUGGCUUACAGAGAUGUUAAAAUGUACUCGCCAUUUACCAUUGAGACACCAAGGAAACACAAAGGAAUCAAGACAGUCACACAGUCUAGAGCAUGUAGGCAGGAACAGUUUGAGACCCCUACCAGACUAAAGAGAGAAGUAGAAGCAUUAACAGCUAAUAUGAAAGCCCUCGCUGCCUUAACACCCAAUACUUUACAAGACAGAGCUUCUAGGAGAAAGUCACCAAUCACAAACGGUAGCUUAAAAACCAGGACGACAAGAACCAGCAUGUCAGCUAGAAAACAGAUCCAUACGUUUGUGUACUGAAUUAACCAGCAAAGAAACAGAACAAUUCAAGAUUUGUGAAGAGAUUACAUUUAUUAACUAUUAAGGUCAAGUUUUUCUUGUCAAAUGUUAUAACUUAGAUUAUAUCAUUGUAUAUGGUGCUUAGACAUUUUUGUUUUGAUUUGAUUUUUAUACCAAAAAUACUUUUUUUUGUAAUUUGUAACAUAAUGUAACACAUGUAAUAUGAAUGAAUGGUUUUCUAGUUUCAUUAACUAGUUAAAGAAUAAGUGAUAUGUAGAACUUUUUGCAUCAGCUAGUUUUAAGAAAAAUCUCAAGUUAAAUUUGAAAAGGUCUUCUUUUGGAAACCCACAUAAAUUGGUAUAGAAGUUGGCACUUCGAUUCAUGAACAAAAACAGUAGUAUUAAUCAGAGCGAACAGGGCAAGUCACAGUGUCAGUUUAAAUUUUGUUUAAAAUUGAUAAAUCUUUUGAGGUCUAAAAUAUUUAAUUCCAACAAGAUGUUGGAUUGUUGGAUAACUUGAGUUUAUAUUUUCAUUUUAUGAUAAGUGUUGAUAAGUUAUACAGAUGUUUUAAGACAUAGUGAUGUUAGGCAAAAAAAUAUCAUCGAAAUAAAUGAUAUACUUUUAACAUGUGCACUUGUAAGGUUGUCAUAAUGUAAAUAUUUAUAACAAUAUACUCAAUACCUGUUUUUGCUGCUGCUUAAACAUUAAUAUAGUGCUUUAAAAUGCCUCUGUCUCUUUAAUACUAUCACUUUCUACACAAUAUUGUGUUGUUUUUUGCUCUUCAGUCAGGUUGUUGUCUCUUUGACACAUUACCUGUUUCCGUUCUCAAUGUUAGUUUCCAUGUACGUGUUGAUUUAUAUAGCAUUAUUAAACGAUAACUGCUAGUAUAGGUUUUUUUUUCCUUCUUUUUCUUACUAAUUGUUCUUUUCUUAUGUUUAGUUUGCAUUUGAAUGAGAUUAACAAUGCUAUGUUUUCAAAAAUACUCUGAAUUUAUAGUAUUAUGUAUCAUGCUUUCACUCUGAUUCUUUCUUAGAUUUUAUAAACAACUUCAAUUUGUUUAUUUUAAUGGUAAAGUGAAUAAAAAAGCCUCAUACUCACACCAUGUGAUUUUAAGGAUGUUCGCUACUCUGUUUAAAAAUAGCAAGCUUUUUAAAAGACUGUUAUAAAUUGAUAGUAUGUAAAUAAACAAACUAAAAAAGCAGAAAAAAUGGAGGGUUCGUGAGCUUGUCUUCAAGUUAUGAACCAUUGAAAAUUUGGCAGGAAAUAAUUCUCUCUAGAUUUUUCUUUCACUCAACAUUGGCAACUUUAAAAAAACUAUAAAAAAAAUAACAAGGAUUUCAUAAGAUUUGGAAAUAUGGCUUUUAAACAAUAUGUAAUAAAAUAUGAAAAGAUAAGUAGGGGUUAGUGGGCAAAUUUUUGUAAUGUUAAUGCAUAGAUAAAACCAGAGGAUUCCGAAAAUCUGACAAAAAUUCAAAAAAUAAAGGUGCAAACAUCCUUAAGAAUUUCUGUGUGCACAAACAGG